Messenger RNA from Aegilops tauschii subsp. strangulata, 696 nucleotides. NCBI's taxonomy places the organism in Eukaryota, Viridiplantae, Streptophyta, Magnoliopsida, Poales, Poaceae. The record is from RefSeq and is a predicted model, not a curated record.
AUGGAUUCGGUUGCAUGCAUGCUAGCUAAGCUAGCAAGCCCUGUUCAAGUGCACGCAGGGCCGUCCAGUGCGUGCGCGAGCCGGUCGGCCGCCUCGAGCUCGCCCGGUCUCGCUCCUCUCCAGCCCGGCCUCGUCGCGGCUCCUUUGCUGCCUCCCCGCCGUCUCGACCGUGCACGCCCCGGCGCCAGACCUCGCCCUGGCCUCGCCACUUCACCCGCGCCGCCCCAGCUCCGCAGCCUCGCCUCGUCCCCACGGAGCCCGUUCCGCUUCACGCGCGCCCGCAGUCGGCCGCACCAGGCUCCCGUCCGGCUGGCUGCUACCGCGCCACCGUUCGGCUUUGGCCGCCCUUCUCCGCGCGCUCCUGGGCCGCUUCCGGACCGCCCGUCGCCUGCUGCUCCGCACCCGGCUGUUCCCGUCGCCGCCCCUCCGGCGCGCCGGCUCGCCCAACAGCCGGCUCCUCCCCUGCCGACCUCCGCCCGUUCGCACCAGCCGGCCGCGCCCGGCCCGCGCGUGCGCCUGCUUUCCAUCGUGCCCGGCCGCGUCCGGCUCCCUGGUGCCGCCUCGCGCCCGGUCGGGUACGGCUCCGUCUGCCUCCGAACGCCCACCCCAGGCCGGCUGCGGGUCGCCGCUCCAGCCAGCCGUCUCAGCCGACUGUCCGAGAAGAGAAAAAGGGCCGUCUGCCCGAUGGCUGGCUAG